Messenger RNA from Parasteatoda tepidariorum (common house spider), 2990 nucleotides. RefSeq lists its product as uncharacterized. NCBI's taxonomy places the organism in Eukaryota, Metazoa, Arthropoda, Arachnida, Araneae, Theridiidae. The record is from RefSeq and is a predicted model, not a curated record.
AUGCUGCAUGCAAGAGAUAAAAGAAGCAGUUUAAGAAAUAAUGAAAGCAUCAACCAUUUACAAGAGUUAAAAAGUCAAGAAGAGCUUUUCGUAAACAAAGAUAGCAGCAAUUCUAUUCAAUUAAUAAAUAAACAUCCAAUUUUCAACUUCAAAUCCAUCUUCAAAUCCAUCCAAUAUACAAAAGAUGAAGAAAACAGCUCCAGAUAUAAUGAGAGCAGUAACCAUUAUCAUGAACUGCAAGGGCAAGAAUUUUCCAAAUACAAAGAUGACGACAAAUCCUUAAAAAUUUUUGAUAACCUUGUACAGCGAGAUAAUAAAGUCAACUCUAUGCGAUAUACAAGGAAUAACGAAACCAAAUUCAGGAUUGACAAUGGGAAUAAACAUUUCCAAGAGCUGCGAGAUCAUUUAGCAUUUUUCAAAUACAAAGAUAAAAGCAAUUUUACCAAGUUAUUAAGUAAACUUUUUAUGCACUAUAAUAACGUCAACUCUAAACAAUAUACAAGGGAUAAAGAAGGAUUUUCUGGAGACAAAGACAAAAGCAUUUCCUUAAAAAUAUUAUAUAAAAUUUUAAUGCUCGAUGAUACCGUCAAUUCUAUAAAGUAUGAAAGGGAUGAAGAAAACAGAUUUAUGAAUAACAAUAGAAGUAACCAUCUCCAAGAGCUGAAAGGGAAAAAAGAAUUUUCCAAAAACGAAGAUAAAAUCAAUUCCAUGCAAUUAUUAGAUAAACUUUCAAUGAGCGAUGAUAACGUAGAUUCCAUCCAAUAUCCAAGUCACAAAGAAAGCAAAUCUAGGAAUAGCAGUAGGAGUGACCCAACGGAGCUGAAUGGGCAAGAUGAAUUUUUCAAAAAUGAAGAUGACAACAAUUCCAUUCAAUUGUUGGAUAAACUUUCAAUGAGCGAUGAUAACGUCCAUUCCAUCCAAUAUCCAAGUCACAACGAAAGCAAAUUUAUGAAUAGCAAUAAGAAUGACCCACUGGAGCCGAAUAGGCUUGAUAAAUAUUUCAAAAAUGAAGAUGACAACAAUUCCAUUCAAUUGUUGGAAAAACUUUCAAUGAGCGAUGAUAACGUCCAUUCCAUCCAAUAUCCAAGUCACAAAGAAAGCAAAUUUAUGAAUAGCAAUAAGAAUGACCCACUGGAGCCGAAUAGGCUUGAUAAAUUUUUCAAAAAUGAAGAUGACAACAAUUCCAUUCAAUUGUUGGAAAAACUUUCAAUCCACAAUGAUGGCAUCAACUCCAUCCAAUAUUCAAAAGAAAAAGAAAACAAUUUCAGAAAUAAUGAUAUCAGUAACUAUUUCCAAGAGCUACGAAGACUAGAAAAUGUUUCCCAAAACAAAGAUAGUAGCAGUGAUUCUCUAAAAUUAUUAGAUAAACUUUUAACACACGAUGAUAACGUUACAUCUACCCUAUAUCCAAGUAAUAAGGAAAAUAAAUUCAGGAAUAACAAUAGGAACAGUCAUUUUCAAGAGGUGAAAAGGCAAAAACUUUCCAAAAACAGAGAUAAAAGCUAUUCCAUCCAUUUACUAGAUAAAGUUUUAAGGCACGAAGAUAACAUCAACUCUAUGCAUUAUACGAAGAGUAAAAGCAUUAAAUUCAAAAAUAAAAAUAGGAGUAACCAACCAGAUCUGAAAGGGAACGAAAAUUUUUUCAAAAACAAAGAUAAAAGCAAUUCCACCAAAUUAUUAGAUAAACUUUUAAUACAGGCUGAUAGCAUACAACGUACAAGAGAUAAAGAAACUAAACUCAGAAAUAACAAUUUGAGUAACUAUCACCAAGAGCUGAAAGGGACAGAAGAAUUUUCCAGAAACAAAGAUGACGGCAAUUCCAUUCAAUUAUUAAAUAAACUUUCAAUGCACGAUGAUAAAGUAAACUCCAUCCAAUAUACAAGACAUAAAGAAACUGAAUUCAGGGAUAUCAAUAGGAGUAACCAAGUAGAGUUUAAAAGACAAGAAGAAUUUUCUGAAAACAAAGUUAAAAGCAAUUCCACACUAUUAGAUAAACUUUUAAUGCCUGAUAAUAACACCAAUUCCAUUCACUCUCAAAGGGAUAACGAAAACAAAUUCAGUAAUAACAAUCAAAAAAAUCAUUUUCAACAGCUGAAAUGGAAAGAAGAAUUUUUCAAAAACUACGAUAGAAACAAUUCCAUCAAAUUAUUAAGUAAAAUUUCAAUGCACGAUGAUAAAAUAAAUUCCACCCAAUACACGGGAGAUAAAGAUACUAAAUUCAGGAAUAGCAAUACUAGUAACCAACCAGAGCUUAAAAAGCAAGAAGAAUUUUCUAAAAACAAAGAUAAAAGCAAUUACUUACAAUUACUGGAUAAACUUUUAAUGCAGGAUGAUAACUUCAACUCUAUCCAAUAUGAAAGUGAUACAGAAACCAAAUUAAGGGAUAACCAUAAGAGCAACCAUCAUGAAGAGGUAAGAGAGCAAGAAAAACUUUUUAAAAACAAAGUUAACAGCAGUUCCUUCCAAUUAAGUGAUACAGAAACCAAAUUAAGGGAUAAACAUAAGAGCAACCAUCAUGAUGAGCUAAGAGGGCAAGAAAAUCUUUUAAAAAACAAAGUUAACAGCAGUUCCUUCCAAUUAUUAGAUGUACUUUUAACAGACCAAAUUGAUAUUGUCAGCGACAGAAAAACUUCUCUGACUGACAAUAGAAUCUCUAGCUCAGACAUAAAAACGACUUGUGUCUUUGAUUUUAAAGGUUGUAAGAAACAAGCUUUAAAGACAUGUUUCGGAAUUAUAUCCUAUUCCCUUAAUAUUUCUUGUUCAUCAGCAUCAAUUCCACUUGAGAAAAACCCAUUAAAAACAAAAUCCAAACUGAAGGAAAGGUUAUUGGAAGAUGAAAUCAAAUCAUGUCUUAAAUAUUAUGACAACAAGUGUACAGAUUAUCGUUAUAUGUGUUCUAACAAAAAAAGCGAAUUGUCAAAUUAUAGUAACAGUAAUAAUGAUGUGAUAGUAUGUGAACUGUAUUAAAAACUUUUAUGCGCAUAUUUUAU